Podarcis muralis (Common wall lizard) is the source of this 6194-nucleotide messenger RNA. NCBI's taxonomy places the organism in Eukaryota, Metazoa, Chordata, Lepidosauria, Squamata, Lacertidae. The record is from RefSeq and is a predicted model, not a curated record.
GUCGUCUGUGGCUCCCGCCUCUGUUGCUCCGCCGCCUUCGCUCUCCCCGGCCUUCUCCUGCAGGGGGCAGCGGACCACGAGAGCGGGCGCCGAAAAGAGCGGCCUACCUGGGAACGGGCCCUCCUCCUCCUCAGUAACAUAAACGCCUUUAAAAAAAAAGAAAAAGGCCGAAUCCGCUCGUUAUGCAGAACGGAGAGGCGGAAUUCUGGACCACUUCCCUCGGACCGAGGAAUAAUGUCGGAAUGCCUCCGUGUAAAGGAAAAAACAGAAGCAAAACACGCACACUUAUGUUGAAUCGAGUGAAUUAGGUCACGGAUUUUAUAGCAUAGCCCGUUCCCUGAGGCGCCGGUUGGUUUCACACAAGGGGAUUAUAAAGUCGGGGAAGAGUAAAAGUUUGCGCCGCAUUUUGCAGCCUAGAAUUCCUUACCAGCACAUUCUGCACAAUUUGCUAAAAGAAAACGGCCGGCAGCAUGGCUUGAGGCAUGCCCGGAGACUGAAGUGCUUAUAAUGUUAUUUAAAAGAAGCAGCAGCAGUUCAUAGUGCAACCAAAUGCGUGUCUCCCCACAAAUAAGCCCUACUGAAUUCAAUAGGGGUUACUCCCAGAAAAGUAGACGUUCAGCUGAAUUCAAUGGGGUUUACUUAGGAGUAGGCAUACCUAUAAUUGCACUUUGUUCUCUUGAGCAGGGUAGAAGAUGCAGCUUGGCAUUAGUACAGGUACAAACACAGGGGUGCAAACUGUCAGCCUGCUCAUUUUCUUUCACACAACCUAAACACAUACUGCUAAAUCACAUACUGCUAAAUCUGUUGACGUUGCACCCAAAUUCACUGCCUGAACAUUAUUUACAAUUAAAAAAUGAGCUAUGGUCAACUUACUAAACCUCCUAUUUCCAAAGCAGAUGUAGGACAGACCAAAUGAACAGAACAUGCAAGAGAGCCUUCAUCAAUUGAAGUUCGUGUUAUAGGACAGACACAAAUUAGAAAACAUCUCUUUGAAUCUGUAGUUCACUAAACAUGAAUUACACAUCAAGUAUUUCUUCACAAGGCAUGCUGUUAUCAGGAAAUGCCAGCUCUUUAGUUGAUGAAUUUGUAGCAAACAACAUGCCACUCUCUGCUAAUUGCUUGGAAGAUGAUUUAAUCAACAUUGCUUUUGAAGUUUGCAACACUAAAGAAACAGAAGGUGUACCUGCAUAUGCUUUUAUAAAGUAUUUGGAGGAUAUGACUGGGCAUAGCCUUGAGAAUGGUAAACUGCUCACGCUCUACAACAUGCUGGACCCGAAAAGGCAAAAUGUUCUUGUUGACAGAGAAACAUUUCAUGAAACUAUGAAAGAAUGGAUAGCCAUAUGCUGUCAAGAUUGCAUUUCAGAAACAGAAGUUUCUACUAUCACUAACAGAAAUUUGCAUUGCAAUGAUAUGAUGUCCUUCUUAUCUGAUGAAGAUGCUGACAUAUAUGAAGGAAGACCUGGAGAUUCUGAAAUGGACAUUUCCAAGGCUUUCGACUUAAACAGCAGCGUUGAAGACUUAAAAUACAUGAAUCAGAAAAUGACUGCACAAUUACUGGGAAUGCAGAAAGUAAUGGAGUUGUCUGAGGAAUCCUAUCUGCAAUUGACAGAUGAUAUUGUAGAGCUGAGAGACAGACUGGCAAGCAUGCAGAAGCCUUUAGAAAACUACAAAUACAUAUGGCGUGAACUUGAAGACACCAAGAAUAAAAUGGCAAGCUUGCAUGAAGAGAAUGGUGUGAUCCGUAAAUGUGUCGCAAGUCUGAAAGAAAAUGUGAAGUCCCUUGGUAUAAAACUUGUUUCGCUCGAGGAGAAUGCAAAAGCCCAUGAGGAAAGAAAUACUUCUGUGUUUGAAGCAUUAUUGUUUCUGCGUUCAAGGGAACACUUUAAGAACUUUUUACAGGAAAUAGUCUCUCAGAAGGAUAGCAUGUUUCAAGCCCUGAUAGAAGAAAUUGAGCUGAAACAGAAAAUGGAUCACUCGCUAGUAACUGUAUUACAGACAUUGGCCAACUUAUGCCCAUUCAUUGAAACUUGGAACAAAGUCCUAAAAAGAUUAGAAACAUUUCUGGAAGGGCCACAACUUUGGAUGAAAUCACCUUGCCUUAAUGUUGAACUUCAUGAGGAGGAGGAAUUGGGUGAAACAAAUGAACAGUUGGAACAAAGCACGCUUGAAGCAGAGUUUCAAGCUUCCACAAACUAUAUGAUGAAUUGUGACAGUUGCUGCAUUGAGAGAGCGAACACCAGAACUUCCAAAGAGUACCAUGGAGCCAAUCUAAGCAAAAAAGCUUUGCAAAAUGUAAAUGCAAUCACUUUCAGCAGUCAAACGUUAACACAAACUCCAGAAAAAGACCAAAUAUUGGUACAAUGUCAGACCUGGAAAAAAUUGUUAGGAGGGAAAAAAUGGUGGAAUCCAGAAGGAAGGCUGGAAGCCAUUUUGGAAAUUUCUAAGAUACUUGCAAAUGACAAGAAUACUGUGUUAGAUGAAAAAAAAGAGUCAUGUAAAGAGGAACAUAAAAUUCAGCCAGAACAGAAGAAGGGAAACCUAGCUGCAGCUAUAAAACUGAAAGAAUUGGUUCUUAGAAUUCCCAAAGAUCUCUGUGAGGGUGUAUCAGAAAGCAAUGUGACAAUUCUAUACGCCCAACAGAUGAUAAAAGCACUUCAGCUGUGGAUUUCUGAAGGGGAAGGAAACUUUCUGUUUCAGGAAAACUCAAAAGAAACAAAGGAGAAUUUUCAAAUGGACGAAAGGAUGCCAAACUUCACUCAGUUUGCAGAACCAACAAACUGUGAGGACUUCAAUCACAGCAGUGACAGCAUAACAUUUUUUGGCAUGAAAAAUGAGCUACCCCAUUGUUUUUCAAUGGCUCAACAAUGUUCAGCACAUCAAGAAAACAACAAUAAAAUGAGUGAUGAAAAAUACUCUGAAAUGGAAAAACCUGCAUUGGUAAUGAAAAACAGAAAACCUAGCAAGGAGGCUGCUGCUUGCUGUAAGUCAACACUUGUGUUGCCAAUUUAUUUUCCCUUCUUGAGCUUGAAAGCUACAUACCUCCUUGAAAAUGAUGAUUCCAGGCUUCCGACAUCACUUAUAGAUGCACUGAAUUUAGAACAUUUUUCGGCUCGAAAGAGAUGUUGUCGCACAUUGCCUAAUCUGUUCUUCCUGAGCCAGAGACGGGGAUCCAAAGAAAAUCUCUUAGACAAGGAGAGGCAUGCCUAUAAAACAGAACAUGGGCAAGACAAUAAAAGAGCAGUUGAGGUCAACAGUCAGGCCAGCACUGAAGAUGGAGUGAAGCACCUUCAGUCUCAGUCUUUGCCAAGGUAUUCAGCUGUGACUCAGAGGCCUUGGGAUCACAAGGCCCCACAGUGCUUAUCUUCAGAGGUUAACUCGAAACAGACAUUCCCAUCAGUGCAUAGCCUCUUUAGUCAACACUGCAAUCCAGCGUGUCUUUCACCUCUCAUUAUGCCAACCCUACCUGAAGAAGAGGGACAGCCAACAGAGACACAGAACCCCAUUUUGCCUUCUCCAAUCAAAGAGUCCCCUGUUGAAGCAGCAACAUGCAACACACCUUCUAUCGUUCUUCCAGAAAACAUAGUCACACCAGAUACAGAAAGAGAAAAAAAUCUAGCUUUCAGACCUGUUAGUCCUCAUCUGCGGCAUUCUCACAGAAAUGCUAGGACAUCAGCUAGCUCACUGACAUCUGUGGAUAACAGAGGUAAUGUAAUUGACUUGGUGAAUGACCAGCUGCCAGAUGUUAAAAUAUCUGAUGAAGAUAAAAAGAAGAAUCUCGAAUUGUUAGAAGAAGCAAAGAGGGUGAGUGAGAGGUUCCUCACACGAAGAGGAAGGAAAUCAAGAAGCAGCCUUUCAGAAUCUCCCACAGCUAUAUCCCCAGCGCUUAGCCCUAAUGUUUCACCUGCUGCCUCUCGGAGCAAUUCUUUCACUCUUCCAAGUCCAACAGGUUCUGAUAUAUGCGCAUCUGCUUUGGGUUCAGUGCCUCUACUGCAGAAUGCCACAAAAGGAUUAACUGAUCGAAAUGAGAAUGAUCAAAGAAAACUUUCUCAGGAAAAACCAGUUACACACACAACUGCUUUGGAAAAUCCAAAGAAGUUGAUGGAACAAAAGGAGAACUUUGAUCCACAUAAGCCUAUGGAUAAUCUACCCAGAUCCUGUACUUCAGGUUAUGACACUGGCAGAGUAUCUCUAAAUACCAGCCCAAGCACCUGUGAAAACAAACUUCAGAAACUAAUCCCUAAAAAACCAAAAGAAAAUGAUUCUCCUUUCCAAGGCCAUUUACAAGGACCAGGGAUAUUUACCAUGGACCCAAAGUUAAAGGGAUCAGUAGCACCAUUACCGAAGGAUUCAAAAGUUUCUUGUAAAACAGAACUUAAUACACCUGGUUCCCGUCCUCCUCUAUUACGAGCUGUGUCCUGGGAUCACGCAGAACCUGGUAAUAUAGAAAAGGUACCUUUUAAAUGUCCAUCUGAAGAUGAUAGACACUUUGCCAUUAACAAUAAACCCAACAACAUAUCGACUAAACAGUCAGCCUUCAAAGACCUCCAAAUACAAGUUCAACCAGUAAGGAUGCAGAAAUUGACAAAGCUCAGAGAGGAGCACAUAUUGAUGCGGAAUCAAAAUUUAAUUGGACUUAAGCUCCCUGACCUAAGUGAAGCUGCUGAACAGGAGAGAGUUCUGAACUCUUCUUCAGGGUCUUCACCAGUGCCUUUCUCAUCAGAGGAGGAAGAGGCGAAAAGUAGAUGUGAGGUGAUGCCCAACAUUCCUGACACGCUUUUACGAAAACUCCGUGUGCACACCUCUCUUCCAGGAAGCUCUCCUCCGCUUACUGAGAGAGAGGUUGAGAAUGUGUUUGUACAACUUUCAUUGGCUUUCAGAAAUGAUAGUUAUACAUUGGAAUCAAGAAUUAACCAGGCUGAGAGGGAGAGGAAUCUUGCUGAGGAGAACACAGAGAAGGAACUGGAUCAUUUUAAAGUUGCUAUUACGUCUUCAGCUUCCUUGUGGCAUCAUUCUGAGCACAGAGACAUGUACCAGAGAUUGUUGGAGGACAUGGCAGUGCUGCAUCGUCUGGCCUCUAGAUUAUCUAGUCGAGCGGAAAUGGUUGGAGCUGUUCGCCAGGAGAAGCGCAUGUCAAAGGCCACUGAAGUUAUGAUGCAGUAUGUGGAGAACUUGAAGAGAACAUAUGAAAAAGAUCACGCUGAGCUCAUGGAGUAUAAGAAACUCGCCAAUCAAAAUUCUAGCAGAAGUUAUGGCUCACCUGAAGAUGGUGUGCCCCGUACAUCAAGAUCCAUGUCUCUUUCUGUUGGAAAGAUGCCUCGAAGACGAGUCAGUGUUGCUGUUGUUUCAAAAUUUGAGCUCCCUGGCCAGUCACCUACUGCAUCGCCCAUACCUUUGAUGCCAUCCCUGUCUGAGUCGUCAAAUGGAAGAAGCAAUCUGACAUCAACUCCCGUCUUAUCAGCGCUUAUAGAGAAUAGUGGAAAAUCAAAUGGGGACCCUGAGAGUGAACCACCUCCUUCAGCACCGGUACAGAGUGCCUUGGAAGAGAUCAGCCCAGAGAUAAAAGCCAAAAUAGAAGAAGAGGCUUAUAACAAAGGUUAUCAGGAAGGCUUAAAGAAAACCAAAGAACUUGAAGAGCUGAAAGAAGAUGAUGAAGAGAAAAUAGAUGAGAGCCCCAAAGAAUGUGUAGCAGGUGAAAGCGACGAUGAAAUCAGCAAGCAGCACAGCAAACUUGAAGUUAUUAUCCACUAUGUACAAAUACUGUACCCCAAACUGCAUAAACACUGGAACGUGCUCUGGAUUGUAGCUGCUGUUAUCAUCAUUUUUGCUGUGGUGCUGGGAAUCUCCAGUUUAUACAACUACUUUUCCUCCUGUACUGAGUUGUCGACUGGGCCACGAGUGAAAGCUACCUGUUCUGCUGUCCAGCAAUACUUCUGGUGGAACUCAGGACUGCAACAUGACCAGCGCACAGAAUAACAAAAGCAUGAACGGGGAGGAGAACCACUUAACGAUACAGCAGUAAGCACCUGUUUGAGAACCGAGGUGCACAAAGCAGAGCAGUGCUUUGUCACUUUUGUGGUGGUUAAAUGUGAUCAGUAACCUACUGCUUAAUUUCGUCUGUGCCAUCAGACUUGUGAAUGCCGUGUGAUUUUUAUGUAGCCAGAUGCACCAGCCAAUAAAUGCUGUUCUCUCUUUCA